Messenger RNA from Aphidius gifuensis, 5269 nucleotides. RefSeq names its product pleckstrin homology-like domain family B member 1. Bases 485 to 4438 code for a protein of 1317 amino acids. The transcript has 12 exons. Lineage: Eukaryota; Metazoa; Arthropoda; Insecta; Hymenoptera; Braconidae. The record is from RefSeq and is a predicted model, not a curated record. Gene Ontology annotation, molecular function: protein binding.
UUGAGAGGGAUCACACCAGCACACCAGUGUGACAUGUAAUACCCACCACUGUAUAAAAAAAACUCGUUGCCACAAUAAUAAGUGAAAUAUUUUUUCAUCAAUUUUUUUUUACAUGAAUCAUUCGAUACCAAGUUGUACUAUUGUUUACAAAAAAAUUAAUUUAUUUCAACCUGUUUUUAUCACAUCAAUUAGUUUUAAAAUUAAAAUAAGUGAUUAAUUAUUAUUUAUUAAUUUAAAUAACAAAAACAAUUUAAAAAAAAAGAAAUGUUUUUUUAUUCUAUAAAAUUCGUUGAUGCAUUAUUUUUAAACGAGCGUCGUUAUUUUUGUGUAUAUCACGUGACGAGUAAUUAAAGGUGUGUUGUUUUUAAAUUUACUCCAAAAAUUUAAAUUAAUUUUUUUGGAGUAUAUUUAUUGGACGCCGGUUUAUUCAUCGUUGAUCUUCGAGGAUCUCCUGAUCUCAGCGCACCAGUCUCAUCCCAGUGGAAUGGCAAGUGCUGGACUUGAAGUUAAGGAGGCAGGACGUGCCUUGAAGGUACAUACUGAAUCACCACAUUUGGUUUCUAUGGGUGGUGGAAGAUUGUCAACAGCUGUUACUCUUCAUCCUCUACCUGAAGGACGUGUUAUAUUGGGAUCCGAUCGAAAUGCUGAUAUACCAGUAUCUGGUACCGGUGUUGAACCAGUUCACUGUGCAAUUGAAAAUAAUAACGGUGUAGUUACACUUCAUCCCAUAAACGGAAGUACCUCGAUUGACGGGGUUGUCACAAAUUCAUCGAUCAGACUUGCUCAAGGUUGCAUGCUAUCAGUAGGACGUUCAAAUUACAUGAGAUUUAAUCAUCCAGCUGAGGCAAAUCAUUUAAAAUCAGUAUUGCCAAAUCCACGUAUAUCAAUGGCACCAAUUAGUUUUUCUUUAUUAUCAUCAGAUAAUAUUGAUUUAGAACGUAAACCACCAGUUGCACCAAGAAAAUCACCAAGAAGUUCAUGCUCAGAUGAUGAAGUUGGAUUUUUUGGUAAAUUAUCAAAAUUUGAAAUGCUUGCACGACAAAAUCGUAAUUGUGUAUCACCAAAAGUAUUUCCAGCUGGUUCAUUAACAACAAAUGUACCUGCUGAUCAAAUUUUAGGACAUUCAAGAUCAUCAAGUCUUUUAACAAUUAAUAAAUAUCAUAAUUCACCACUUCAAAAUGUUACAAAUAUCGAUAGAAAUCGUUCACCAAUAACACCAAAUUCACAAUAUCAUACAACAAUACCAAAUCAAAUUUAUAAUAAUAAUAAUAGCAAUAAUAAUAGCAAUACAACAGAUUUAUUUCAAAAAUUUAAUAAAACAAAUUAUUCUGAGAAUAAUAAUGAAAAUAAUGGUUCACAAAAUUCAUUAAAUAAUAAAUUACAAAAUAGCAAUUAUGAUUUAAUGUCUAAGAGUUUUUAUUGUCAACGUACAACAGAUACAAGUUAUGAUAAAUUUGGACGUGAAUUUGAUAUGAGCCAGAGUUUAAUUGUAACAAAAACAACAACAACAAUGACAACGACAAAUGAAGAUUUAAAUGUUGAUAAAUUUGGUUCAAAUCCAAGUUUAUAUAGUCGUCAAUCAAAUGGAUCAUUUAAUGGUUCAUUGAGUAGUCAUAGUAUAUCAUCAAAUACAAAUGUAACACGUUUACAACAACCAAGUCCAGCAUUUAAUCGUAAUCCAAAAUAUAAUAAUGAACAAAAAAAAUUAUAUGGAAGAGUUAAAAGUCCAACACCAAGUAAUGGAAGUGGUUGUUCAUUGGAUGAAUUACGUGAAAGACAAAUUGAAGCUGAAUUAAAAAGAAAAGAAGCUGAAAAUAUGAGAAUACAAGCACAAAAAGAUAGAUUUAGAGAACAAGAAAUUGAAAAACAAGAAAAAAUGAGACUUGAAGAAAUAUUAGUUAUGUGUGCUGAGUAUGAAAGACAAAGUAAUCAAGAAAAACCAAGACAACCAAAUAGAAUUAAAACAAAUGGAUCAUUACCAAGAGAUAAAAGACCUGGCUAUAAUUCACCAUUUAAUAGUCCAAAAAAUUCACCACAAUUUUCAUUUGAAUCACCAAAUGCAACAAGAAAAAUCAUCAAUCAAAAUGAAAAUUCACCAAAUAGUUUACAAUCAAAUUCAUCAUCAAUGGAAAGAUUAUCACCAAGUACAAAUACAUCAUCAUCAAAGUGGCAAAAUGAUUCAAAUUCGACAGUACAAUCUCAAAGUUUUAAUUAUGAGAAUGUUAAAAUAACAAUUGAUGAUGAUAAUAAUUCUCAUAAUACGAUACGAAACGAAACAACACGACAAUCACCAAUAACAAUUGGUAAUACGAAAUCUAAUAAUGAAAUAAUAAAUAGUAAUUCAAGUUAUGAAAGUAUGUCAAUAAAUGGUAACACAAGUAUUUAUGAAAAUGUUAAUAUUUCAUCAAUGCAAAAUAAUAAUAAAAAUUAUUCAACAACAUUAAAACAACAUGAUAGUAUUAAUAAUAAUAAUAAAACAUGUGAAAAAAUUGAUAAUAAAAUAACAAUAUCAAAUGAUGAUUUGCUUGAAGCCAUCGAGCAAUUAUCAAUGUUAUCAAAACCAAAAGAAAUUUGUGUUACACCAAAGAAAAAUGAAUUAAUGAAUAAUAAUAAAUUAAAAAUAAUAAAUGCUGAUAAAAAACGUAAAGAGCUGCAAGAUGAAGAUAGAAAAAAAUAUAUUGAAUUUUUAAAAAAUGAAAAAUUACAUAUACUUGGUAAUAUGGAUGUGUUGAAAAGAAGUGUUGCUGAUAUCGAAAUUCAGGAAGAAGAAAUUAAUCGAGCUCUUGAAUUGGAAAAAGCUCUUUUGUCGGCUGAACAUGAAUCGGAAUCAUUGAAAUUAUUAAGUGAAGAGUCAGAAAAAGCUAGUGUUCAAGAACGUAUUAAUGUACUUGAAUGUGGAAUGGCUGAAGACACUGAAUCACAAGCAAAUCUACAAACAGAAGCUAAAUUAAGAGUUGAAAAAGUUGAAAAAUUAUGUAAAAAAAUUGAAGAAGAAUAUAAUAAUUGUAAUGAUGAAUUAUUACAACAAGAAAUAUCAGAAAAAUUAACAUUUCAACAAGAAGCAUUAGAAAAUGAAAGAAAAACAUUUGAAGAUAUGGAAUUUCAUCAUCUUGAAGAAGAAGCAAGUAAAUUAGCAACAAGAGAAGAACUACAAAGAUAUUUAAGUGAACUAUCAAAAAAAAUUGAUACUAGAAAAUGUCAAUUAAAUCAGCUGGAAUCACAGAGAAAUGAAGCCAAAUCAACAGCAACAAAAGAAUCAAGAAGUCUUGAAAGACUAAAAUUAGGACACAUGAGAAGAUUAGAAGAAGGUCGUAAUAGAAUACGUGAAAUUGAUGAAGAAUUAGAAAGUUUAACUAAAAAUACAACUGAUAAAGCUGAUGAAAAAAGAUCACCAAGUAGAGAAGAUUUUGAUAGAAUAUCUAGAGUUACAAAUGAUUCACCAAUUGUUAAUAAUCAAGGAAGUUUAGGUCGUAAAACAAUUGAGUCAUUAAAAGAAAUUGAAAGAAAUCGUCAAUUACAUUUAGCUAAACAAGGAAGUCAAGUUAUAUCUGAUGAACGUAGAAGAGUUGAAGAAUUAAAACGUCGAGUUCAAGAUGAAGUUCGUACACAAUGGGAAGAAAGAAAAAUGAAUUGUGCAUCAUUUAAUAGUGUUGAAUCAGGUGAAGAAUCAUCAAGUUAUUCAACUGGUCCAACUGAGAGUGGAAGUGGAAGCAGUGAUGGAGCUGAUGUUGGUGCUAAUGAAAAAAUGUCACCAAGUAAAUUAUCUGAAUUUACAUCACCAAGUCCUGGACCAUCAACAAAUUCAUACACUCUUCUUAAUCAAAAUGACAAUAUGCGUGAUGGUAGAAGAACUUCAAUGGAGGGUGAAAGACUUAGCACAAAUAGUGUGGGUAUUGUCAGCAACGGAAGUCGACCAAUUUCCCAAACAUCCAGUGGAAUGGAAAGUGUUGGAUCAUUUCAAACAGUUAAACAUCGUGAUAAACCAAAAUUACAGAGACCAUUGACAAGAUAUUUACCAAUAAAAUCUGAAUCAUUAGAUUUGAAAAAUCAUAUUGAAACUGCUGGACAUCAUUUACCAUUGAUACAUGAUGUUACUGUUGACACAACAACAUGCUGUGGUACAUUAUCAAAAAUGAGUAAAAAAUUUCAUCACUGGAGUAAACGUUGGUUUGUUUUUGAUAGAAAAAGAAAAUCUUUAUCAUAUUACAGUGAUAGUUCAUUAAAAAAACUACGUGGUGUUAUUUAUUUUCAGUCAAUUGAAGCAGUUUAUGUGGAUCCAAUAAAUCCAGUUAGAUCACCACAACCAGCAUUGACAUUUAUUGUUAAAACAACAACAAGAGUUUAUCAUCUUAUGGCACCAAGUCCAGAGGCAAUGCGUGUAUGGGUUGAUGUUGUUAUAACUGGUGCUGAAGGACAAGAAUUUGAUUAUGGUGUUUGACAUAAAUCAAUGACUGAAUUUAGCAGGAUUAAUAUUUUUAACCCAAUCAAUAAUAUAUUGAUUACAUGUGCCUGAUAAACAAAUAUUCCAUCAAAUUAUUGAAAAUUAUAUUUCAAUAAUUAGAGGCCUUUUUUUUUUGGGAACAACAUUUUUUUUCUUUCUAAAUAAUUGUUGGUUUUAUCUUUUUUUUUAACGUGGCAUUGACAAGUGAAUGAAUCAACUGGUGCCAAUUUUUUUUUUCGUUUUUUUUUUCUUAUUAUAAGACACAUGAGAAUUUUAUUCAAGUAUUAUAACAUUUAUAUCCUCAAUAUCAUUAUCAACACUACCAUUUUUAUUAAUUGUAAAUUUACAAGAGUAAAACGUACGUAUACGUUAAAUUCUAGAAAAUAAAAAAAAAAAUAUUAAUCUAGUCUUCCAACGUAAGAAAAUUUGAUGUAUUUCAAAACAAAAAUAUUUUUAAUUAAAAAAAAAAUCAAGGGGUUUUUUUUAUACUGAAAAAAAUAUUUUUAAACGAAAUUUUUAAAAACAAAAUUAUACAAAUUUUAAUUUAUUUUAAGUAUACAUAAAUUUUUGUCAAAUUUAUACAAAGAAUUAAUCACCGUGUAAUUUUUUAACUAUACAUUGAUGACCAAUAAAAAUUGUAAUUUAGUUAUUUUUUUUUUUUAAAUUAAAUACCACUGAUUAAGUUUUUUUUUCUGGUAUUUUGUUAUCAGUAGUUUCAAAGUGUACAGUCGCUUCAAUGUGGCAAUAAUCAUUGAAGCGUUCAAGUGUCCUCUUAAAUAUAAUACAAAAAUAUUUAAAAAAAUAAUAAAUUAUUAAAUUAAAUUGUUA